CCUAGCACUUUGUUGCUGAAGCAGGAGGAUGACUGUGGAUUCAACACCGGUCUGAGCCCCAAAUUGAACUUGCCCUUUUUGUUCUUCAGGAUUGAUUCUCCCACUGUUCAGCACACCUGGGAUGGGUAAUGGUGUACAGGAAGGCUCGGUGCGCCUGCGCGAAGAUGCUGAAGCUGUUCUGUCCGGGGCUGUCUCCUCAAAGAGAGACCACAGACAAGUGCUCAGCUCCCUGCUGUCUGGAGCCCUGGCUGGUGCGCUUGCCAAGACAGCAGUAGCCCCUCUGGACCGAACCAAGAUCAUCUUCCAAGUGUCUUCAAAAAGAUUCUCCGCCAAGGAGGCCUUCCGGCUCCUCUACUUCACCUACCUCAAUGAGGGCUUCCUCAGCCUAUGGCGUGGGAACUCGGCCACCAUGGUGCGAGUGAUUCCAUACGCCGCCAUCCAGUUCAGCGCUCACGAGGAGUACAAGCGCAUCCUGGGCCGUUACUAUGGCUUCUGUGGAGAAGCCCUGCCUCCGUGGCCCCGCCUCCUGGCUGGCGCUCUUGCAGGAACUACGGCUGCUUCCCUCACUUACCCUCUGGACUUGGUCAGAGCAAGGAUGGCUGUGACACCCAAGGAAAUGUACAGCAACAUCUUUCAUGUCUUCAUCCGCAUCUCGAGAGAGGAAGGGCUGAAGACCCUCUACUUCGGGUUCACACCCACUGUGCUGGGCGUCAUUCCCUAUGCGGGACUCAGCUUCUUUACCUACGAGUCGCUGAAGAGCCUGCACCGAGAGUACAGUGGCCGCCCGCAGCCCUACCCCUUUGAGCGCAUGGUCUUCGGGGCUUGUGCUGGCCUUAUCGGGCAGUCAGCCUCCUACCCUCUGGACGUGGUGCGGCGGCGCAUGCAGACGGCAGGUGUCACAGGCCACCAGCGUGGGUCCAUCCUGAAUACACUGCGCUCCAUUAUCCGUGAGGAGGGUGCAGUGCGGGGCCUCUACAAGGGCCUGAGCAUGAACUGGCUGAAGGGCCCAAUUGCCGUGGGAAUCAGCUUCACCACUUUCGACCUCAUGCAGAUCCUGCUGCGCCAGCUGCAGAGCUAGACCACACAACAGUGAAUGGUGAGCUGGUGGAUUGAGGGCAUGCAGCUGUGCACUGGCAGCCCAGUAGUACCUUGAGGAUGGGCAGGAGGGUGGGACCUGGCUUGGGGAUGCAGGGCCCAUAGCAAAGUGCUGGCCCUCAGGGUAUGACAUUGUGAUGAUGGAUCUUGGUUGUGCCCCUUCCUUCAGCUCCUUGCUAGUGGCUGGUGAGUUUCUCAGGGGCAUUACCCAAAGGUCCCUAAGGGGUCAGCUACACUUCCUGAUCCCUUCUUCUGACCUGCUGCUUAUUCUAGUGCCCACUGGCACACUGGGCUCAGAGCCCAUCCGUUCUUGCUACAACCGUGCCUGGCCUGCAGAUGUGACGGCCAUUGCCUCAAAACCACAUGCUAGAGGGUUGCGGCUUGCUUAGUGGUGGCUGUACCUGUGUCUCUCAGUCCUCUAUCAUUCUUGCUCACCGUCUUCUAGGUGACAGAUAGCUGCCCUUGCCCACAAAACUUUCUCCCCAGAGCACUAUACCCAUCUUAUUUCUGAGGGCUGCACCUGACCUUUGCCAACUAUCUGGCUUGUAACCUUUCCAGGAGGCCCCAUGGCCACCAGACAGGAGGGACAGGUACAGACCCCAUUGGAAAUGCCAAUGUGGGUCUCCCUUACCUGGGAUGUCUUCCAAAGCAUGUCGCCUGGGCCAUCAAAUAGACCCAAGGCUCUUGUUUGCACAACACCCAUGGAGAUGGGGUGCAAACUCCUGAGACUGCCCAACCCUGAACUCUGGGUCUUCUGUGGGUCCCUGGUGCCCACUGAAGCUGUUAUUCAGCCAGGCCAAAUGAAGGCCCAAGAUGGGCAGCUUGGCCUGUGUGAAUGAGUGUAGAGGUGUCUUGGGCACCUAGGGACCACCAGCCAGCUUGUCUCAAGGAGAACUCUCCUGGGGUCCCCAGAGUGUCACAGGGACUUCAUGCCUUUCUUGAGGUCUGGGGUUUUUGAUUUGGGGUCUUUGAGACCGUGCCCCCCUAGAAGCCUUCAGUGUGCUGCCUGGUCUAGCUUCCAACUUGCAGCAGCCCUCCUGCCUCUAGAAUCUAGUUUUCAGUGCAUCCUGGCACACACAGAAAUCCCUGUGCAGUCCAGCUCUGGCUCAGGUGAGCUGGGUGCUGGCUCCCUCCCACAGCUGGACGGCAGCCAUCUCACUUUGGGGCUGAGUAGGGCGGCUUGACCCUCAGGCAUUUUCAGUCUGGACAGCAGUCCUUCUCAUUCCUGUAUUUCUUACCUUGUGCCUGUGAUGCUCAGCCAUCUCCCCCUUCACAGAUGGUGAUGGGCCGUCCCCACCCUGUGGUGGCUGUGAGGGACCAUUCCCAUCCUCUUGUAAGUGUACUGUCCACUCUGUUACUUGCCUGGCCGCUACACUGAGAUGGAGAGGACAGGUAGCACCGUGUGGGUGGGAGAGGUGAGGGGGUCACAGGUCCCUGCUCUGCUUUCCCAUAUACCCCCCAGUAGCUCUGGCCUGGGGGCUCUCAACCUCUGUGGCUGCCGUCUCCCAUGGUCACUGUCCAGUCUGGAGUUCUAUUUUGAUGCCAUGAAAACUUUGUUUAUAUAUAAUGUUUAUAUAUUUUAAAGGUUUGUGCCAAAAGAGUAUAUUUAAUAAAAAUUUAAAUAAC
This is a messenger RNA of Myodes glareolus (Bank vole), 2721 nucleotides long. It is a transcript of the gene Slc25a42, whose product is annotated as solute carrier family 25 member 42. The record is from RefSeq and is a predicted model, not a curated record. Gene Ontology annotation, biological process: transmembrane transport. Lineage: Eukaryota; Metazoa; Chordata; Mammalia; Rodentia; Cricetidae. Gene Ontology annotation, cellular component: mitochondrial inner membrane.